This is a messenger RNA of Cajanus cajan (pigeon pea), 1092 nucleotides long. NCBI's taxonomy places the organism in Eukaryota, Viridiplantae, Streptophyta, Magnoliopsida, Fabales, Fabaceae. The record is from RefSeq and is a predicted model, not a curated record.
AUGGGAGAUCUUUCUAAAAAUGAAGGUACCUCCAUCAUGCACCUCCCAGAUGAUUGCCUUGCUGUUAUUUUCCAUGGUUUAGAUAGUCGCAUGGAUCGCAAUUCAUUUGGCUUGACCUGCCGGCGAUGGCUCCAUGUUCAAGAUUUCAAUCGUCGGUCCCUGCAAUUUGAGUUGCUGCGGCGAUUUCAACAUUUAGAAUCUUUAUCCCUAUCUAAUUGCACAGACUUGCAUGAUUCAGGAUUGACGCGUUUGCUAAUCUAUGGUUCAUAUCUGCAAAAACUUAAUAUGGACUGUUGUUCUAAUGUCACUGAUUAUGGCCUUUCGCUGGUUGCUUCUGGUUGUCCCUCCUUGAUGUCAAUUAGUCUCCAUCGGUGCCUCGGUAUUACUGAUAAAGGAUUAGAAACUUUAGCCAGUGCUUGCUUAUCUAUGAAAUAUGUCAACCUCUCCAACUGCUCACAAAUAUCUGACAAAGGGUUGAAAGCUCUUACACACUGGUGUCGGCAGCUUCAGGCAAUUAACAUAUCAAACUGUGAGGGCAUAAGUGGUGUUGGAUUUGAAGGGUGUUCAAAAACUCUAGCUUAUGUUGAGGCUGAGUCUUGUAAGCUAAAGCCAGAAGGGGUAUUGGGAAUUGUUAGUGGUGGAGGAAUACAGUAUCUAGAUGUUUCUUGUUUGAGUUUGUCUCUUUUGAAAGAUCCUUUAUUUGGAAUAGGCUUUGCCUCAUGCCUCAAAAUCCUUGACAUGAGGCUGUGUAGAACUGUUUCUGAUACUUCUGUUGUGGCAAUUGCCAAGGGAUGUCCACUACUUGAAGAAUGGAACUUGGCCUUAUGUCAUGAGGUGAGGCUACCUGGAUGGAGAGCUGUGGGGUCAUACUGUCAGAAUUUGAAGACACUGCACGUUAAUCGAUGCCGCAAUCUCUGUGAUGAUGGCUUGCAAGCUUUGAGGGAAGGGUGUAAAAAUCUCUCCAUUCUGUACCUGAAUGGCUGUGGUCGCUUGACUUCUGUUGCCAUAGAGUUGUUCAAGUUUCACAGAACUAGUGUUUGCAUAAAGGAAAUAGAGAUACUUUGUAUAAAGCCUUACUGGGAAUUCAGUUGA